GCGUUCUCCCCGAGGGAGGGGGGUGGGAGAGUAAGGCGCCCCCUUGUGCGCUCUCGCGCUGCGGCCUCCUGCUCCUCUCCCGCCUCUUUCCGUUCUAACGCCCCCUCCCUUGGCUUUCCGGCCUAGAGACGUUACCAAUCAUAGAGCGCUUCAUGGAAAAGGGGGUGGGGUCUGGGAGAUUCGAAAGGUGCCCCGCGCCUUUGGGAUCAAUUCCCGCGACUAGCUUAAGAAAAAGGGUCCGCGGACUGCGCAAGGUGGGGGUCCUGUGAGCCGAGUGAAGUGGGGGGGGCGCGCGAAGGGUUGGCGUGGGGCAACAGGUCUGGUGGCGACGGGGAAUUGGAAGUGACGGGAGAAAAGUUCUGGCUCAAGCUGACCCAGAUCCUGCCAACUACAACAUGGAGAAUUUGGAGGAAGACGUAAAGUUUAUUGUGGAUGAGACAUUUGAUUUUAGUGUGCCAUCACCUUCUGACAGCCGCGAAGAGGAAGAGGCUCCUGACCUGGUGAUUCCUGAGCGGCCACCUAGGCGGGGCCUGGCCCACCGGAGUGACCUGAAUGUAGUGGCUGAAGAACCUCAGGGGUUAAGGCUAAGUUUGGGCCCUCUCAGCCCUGAGAAGUUGGAGGAAAUUCUUGAUGAGGCCAACCGUCUGGCAGCUCGACUGGAGCAAUGCGCCCUGCAGGAGAAGGACACUGGUGGUGAUGGCAAGGGGCGGCGGGUGAAGGCCAGUCCCCGACGUGAGACAUUUGUGGUGAAGAACAGUCCUGUCCGAGCCCUGCUGCCCACUGUGAGCUCUCCUGUCCGGGGGGCCUCUUCUCCAGGAGGCCUGACCCCCCGACUCCGGAGCAGUGAGAAGAAGGGGUCAAGCAGGGCGCUUCGAGCCACAUCUGGAAAGAAGCCUUCUAGCACUAAGAAGGAGGCGCCCACUGGCAGUGUGCUCCCCACCACAAGAAGUCAGUCUUCUCCCAUCAGCCGGAUUGCCCCCCCAACCCGGGGAAAAGCGGGGCCCAGUGGGAGAGCACCUGCUGCUGGCUUAGCUUCCGCCACAAGGCCAGCCCUUGCCCUACAACUUCCCCCAAACACCCUUCAGCGCCCAGCCCGGACUCAGGGUCCAGCUGUCAGGCCCAGCAGGCUGCCCACGCCUACUGCCAUCCCCAAACCUGCCAGCCAGGCCCUGCUCUGCAGCAGAAGUCCCCUGUCUGGGAAAGGCAGCCUGCCCCUAGAAACGGCUCCGCCUCGGAAAGGGCCAUCUAGACCCAGCACAGCCGGACACCGAGGUCCUUCUACCCCGAGGUCAAAUCUUCCAGUCUCUGCUGCCUCCCGAAACCAUCUACAGUCCCCCAAAAAGGUGACAAUCCCUGGACUCACCAGGUAAUGAGAUCAGUCUGGCCUGUGAAAACAAACCUUAGGACCAAACCACUCCAAAGAGCAGCUGGGCUCAGGCCAUGCUUUCAAGCCACCUCUCUCUCCAGCUUUUAAGAGGCAUUGCGGCCAUCAUUACCACCCAUUACCAAAGGUCCUGGACCUACCUGACCCUGAUGCCUUAGCUGUAGAGAGCCUUGAGGGAGAGGGGAAAUCUUGCUUUAGUUGAAUGAAGGGAAAGUAUUUCUGGGCUGAAAGAGUAGGGAGACAGUUUUGUUUCCUGAAGUGAAAUAUAACCCCUCCAGCCCCCACAAAAGAAAAAAAAAAGUGAAGAAUGAAAGUAACCCCUUCUCCCAUCCUAUCUCCACACGACCAUUCAGCUCUAGAUUUGGUUGUUCAGGUGUUAUUUGGCUGGGGAAAACUCUUACAAAGUGCCCAUUUCCAUGGUCUCUCUGUAUCUUACCUUCCAGAAGAGAGAGGUGUUUCGUGAAUCACAUCUACCACCGGACUCGGUAUUGGCUUGAGUCUAGCCAAGCCAGGUUCUGUCUUUCCAAAAUCUGUCUUCUGUAAAUACUUUUUAGCUCCUAAAGGACCAGUUUUAUAAAUUGCAUACUGUUUUUUCUUUUUUAAAAAAAGCAUUUUACAGGCAGCUAGGUGGUACAGUAGAUGUAGUACUGGCCUUGGAGU
Messenger RNA from Phascolarctos cinereus (koala), 2044 nucleotides. RefSeq names its product proline and serine rich coiled-coil 1 (gene PSRC1). Gene Ontology annotation, molecular function: microtubule binding. The record is from RefSeq and is a predicted model, not a curated record. Gene Ontology annotation, biological process: mitotic metaphase chromosome alignment. NCBI's taxonomy places the organism in Eukaryota, Metazoa, Chordata, Mammalia, Diprotodontia, Phascolarctidae. Gene Ontology annotation, cellular component: microtubule cytoskeleton; spindle pole; spindle microtubule.